Molecule: messenger RNA, 1500 nt
Organism: Sphaeroforma arctica JP610
Lineage: Eukaryota; Ichthyosporea; Ichthyophonida
Exons: 1
Source: RefSeq, a predicted model, not a curated record
GUAUGGAUGUUGUAGCACUAUUUGCCCAUAUAUAUCAGAACAGGAAGGUUCUAUUCCUUGAUUAUGCACCAUACGAGUUUGUGUUCGAAGAUGCGACCAGACGAAGUGUAAGGAAUACAGAGCUGACGUGUGAUGAGAAUGAUAUUGUUGGUAUACAGCACGAGCUUGACACACAUUGGGGCGUUCACAAACGAUUGCUUUGUCCCGCACUGCGGUUGCCAAGUGCUAUGGGGCGACCAGUUUCUCCAAGUUUGAAUCAGUCACAACACCAGGCGGCAGGCGCUACUUCGGCGAACGACACAAACAUUAUGCAUCUUAAUUUGCACACGUCACCCAAAAGCAGUACUGGCAGUGAUGUGCCGAAUAUGACGGGGAGUCCCCAUGAAUUUCAUGGAUGGCAAAAUUAUCAAUCUACGCAGCAGGACACCGCUAGAAGUUUACCUAGUCACUUUGGCAUGCGAUCAAUGUAUCAGCAACACCGUCAGGCAACCCAAUACUCCCAGCAAACACAACGAAUGAGUCAGAAACAACGGCGGCCACUAGCUAGCGUGUUCGCUUCGCAUAUGGAUGAUGAUGUGCAAUCCCGUACAUACAACAGUCACGAUUCUUAUGGAAGCUAUGGGGACACGCAAGGUCAGCAACAUGAUCAUGGAAUUGAGAAUAACAGCUUACAGUAUUGGAAGGGUCGGAAUUCAACUUUAUAUCCAGUUGAGCAAGUGACACAGAACACGCGGGCUACAUCGGAAGAUAAUAGUAAUAUGAUAGCUUUGGUCAUGGCGGCUAUGGAAAGGAUAGAAGCUGAGAAGGUAGCUCCGGCGGUGGAUGAAGCUAAUAGUUGCCGGCCCAAGUUCGUGAGUGAUGUGCACGGCAGUUAUCACGCACAAUCGCAACAGAAUCAACAACAACUCACAUAUAGCGACGCUGAGUACUUCACUACUACGUAUACACCAACCACGAGUCAUGCCAGUACCUUGACACCUGGAUCACGCGAGUCGAGUCGGGCGGCUACACCUGAUCAUAUCCAUCACAUGGAUAACCACGAGUCAGAGAUUAAACAUACGUAUAGUGGCCAACGUCAUACAAGAAAUGAAAGCUCACAUAUCGAUAUGGAAGAGCAGCAACAUUACUCUGAACAUACUACAGCAGAUACCUCAGCGCUGGAGCGUAAAUCUUCGGCGGAGAAGAAGCUCUAUUACAUGCGUCCUGGUCCGCUGGGAAAGAAAGUGCGGAAUGAGCGGUUAUCGAAGUUUGUAGUAAGUGAUAUUACUGGCAAUAGUAUGGUCGGUGGGCCUCACAAUACCUAUGAUAAGUCGGGAGUGCCGAUAGCUACGAAGGAGUCUAUUGACCGAAGGUGUAAAACCUGGAGGCCUUGGUAGACGAGAUUAUUGAACUUGUGGGGGAGAAGCUGGUGCUUAUUAAUUUCAGAGACUAUAGUGGGUGUAUCAAAACUUGAUUCUAAAUCAGCAAACUUUAAUAAAAAUGGAAAGAUAACCAUCGGGA